This is a messenger RNA of Daldinia caldariorum, 2826 nucleotides long. Its product is annotated as fungal-specific transcription factor domain-containing protein. The record is from RefSeq and is a predicted model, not a curated record. The coding region runs from base 1 to 2826 and encodes 941 amino acids. The transcript is spliced from 7 exons. Gene Ontology annotation, biological process: regulation of DNA-templated transcription; DNA-templated transcription. NCBI's taxonomy places the organism in Eukaryota, Fungi, Ascomycota, Sordariomycetes, Xylariales, Hypoxylaceae. Gene Ontology annotation, molecular function: DNA binding; zinc ion binding; DNA-binding transcription factor activity, RNA polymerase II-specific.
AUGUCUUCCACGACCGUCGAGACAGUCGAGCCCAAACCGAAGGCGGCCGCGAAGAUGCGUAAGAGAGCGCCUAAAGCUUGCUUGUCGUGUAGAAGCCGUAAAGUGAGAUGCGAUGUCUCCCAGCGCGGGAGACCGUGCAUGAACUGCUAUCUUGACAAUGAAACUUGCGUCGUAACCGGACGAGCGUCGAGAUUUAGGAGAGGCCAGCGAGGUGAAAACGAUAAUUCCCAGGCGUCAUAUCCCCCCUACUCGGUGGAGGACUGUGCACAUGGUCGGAGCUCAGAGGAUGUAGUAAAUUCACGGGCCAAUGGGCAAUUGCCUUCAUUAACGGUAGAUGGAGAGAAUAUUGCUCCGCCGCAAGAUGCAUCCCAUUCAAUAAACCGUACUACUGAAAAUCAGACCUCAACGGAGCUCGAGACGGAAGGGUGGAUUAGCCCGGAAGCGCCGCCGCAAACAACGCAGAGCGGGCUAGAUGAGCAUCAACAUAACAACAAGAUACCAAGUCCCGUCCCUCUGGUCCAAGAAGCCACAGUCUUACCGCUAAAUACCUUCAAUUCCUUCAUGACUCCGGAUAUUCCGCUCUGGGUUGGAGACCAGCGCAUCGCGGUGAAUGCUGAUAUUACAUAUUCAUACUACCCGUUCAUAACCAUAGGAAACCUUCAUAACAUCAUGCCCCAAGAUGUCAAUUAUCUGGAGUCGCAGGGUUGCCUUCGAGUACCGACCAGGACGAUUCUGGAUGAGUUCGUUCAACAGUACUUCUUGCACAUCCACCCUAUCAUGCCGAUCCUUAACGAGGGAGACUUUUGGGACAUGUAUUGCAACCAAACUUCCCCAGAAUCCGGCGACAAGAUAACCCUCGUCUUUUUCCAAGCGCUCUUAUUCGCAUCUUGUAAUUUCGUUUCAAAAAGCAGCAUCAAAGCUCUCGGGUUUCCAAGUAUUCGUACCGCAAGGGCUACUUUCUACAGGCGUACGAAGCUCUUAUUCGACUUCGAUACCGAAACCUCAUUGGUUGAUCUAGCACAAACCGCCCUCCUUCUCUCCUUCUGGGCUACAAAUUGGUCCCUUGCUUCCAAGAAGCUGAAUAGCACGUGGCUUGGAAUAGCCAUACAGAACGCUAAAAGCUCCGACGCCCAUCUCUACGCCGUGAAGCCGAAUGUCUCUGUUUUAACGGACCCAGUACAGCAUAAGAAGCAGAACAUACUGAAACGCCUGUGGUGGUGUUGCAUCAUCCGCGAUCGCAUAUUGGCACUUGGCGUGCGGAGGAGUCUGCAAAUAUCGCGAGCGCAUUUCGACAUCGACAGCAACACCGGGCUCGGAUACAUCGACUUUGCCGACGAGGUCGACCGGUCCAAAGUGUACAACUCGGAAACCAAGAGGUGUCUCGUCGAGAUAUUCGUCCAGCUCGGAGAGCUAUGUUCGGUUCUGACGGACCUUGUCACCCUGGUAUUUCCCCUCGACGAUGUACCCGGGUGGGAUCGGGAACUGGGCGCGGAAGGGGCCGUCAAGCUGAAAGAGUGCAAGGCUGCGUUAAGACGAUGGUAUAAAAGUGCGACGCUCCGGUUUCCAAUGUUCGGCGGCGGCGAUACACCACGGAUGACGACUGCGAAUAAUAAACAUUACCAGCACGAUUCGGUGAUCCUGUACACCAAUUUAAUGUACAUGCACUAUCAUUCCGCAAGAGCAGCUCUUUGCCACCACGAAGUCUUACAGUUAGCCGUGGCUUGCACGUCGCCCAACCUCAGCAACAAUCUCCGGGAGUUUUCAAAUAUCUACGAGAACAGACACGAGCUUCAAGACGCAGCGUGCAGUGUGACCGAAUGUCUAAAGGAGCUCAUUCAACUGCGUCUUGCCCGUUGGCUACCAAUCAGCGCUGUUGCAUGCACCGCGCUACCUCUAGUCUUGCAUAUCAUCGACGUUAAGCUAUCUUCCCAGAACAGGAACAAAACCGCCGCGAUAGAUUCAGAUCCUCAGAUGGCAGCGAAACAGCAUCGCCUUAACAUCCUCAUCGAAGCGAUGAAGACAUACCAACCUCAAUACGACGGGGUGGACUACAUCAGCGAAACUAUCCGACAUAUCAUCAACUUGGCGAAGCUAGACGCCCCCGCCAGCAAGGGAUGGUGUUUCUCGGGCCUCUCUACGGACGGCAAGCAACCGGCGCCAGCGGACUGGACUGACAUACUAGCCUCGCAGCCGGGUUAUUAUCUUCGAUUAGCCAUGACGAUGGAUUUAUGCUUUAGCAAGGGCCGGUUAGCGGAAGAGUCGGACUUCCCGGCGAACUUGCGAGGGUUAUUCGCCGCCGAUUUCAGCUCGAUGAGGGCCCUCGUCGCGGGCGGGAGGACGGUUUCGGGGACAGCACCGGCAAUGCAGAAUCAGAGCACGAACUACUUUGCGCCGAAUCCGACCGUAAAUAUCACGCCGGGAACAGUGCACUCGCUAUCAUCGGACGAGGAGUCUAACUCGCCCAAUUCCUUCGAUGGUAACGGUAACAGCAACGGCAACGGCAACGGCACCUCGGCCGACUCGCACUUCGACGGUCAGCACGCCGCGCUCAAUCCCUCCGACAUCGACAUGUCCGGGGUAUUCAGCAACACGCUAGACAUCGACCACCUGGCGAGCGAAGUCCUCGCCGCGUACGGGCUCAACGCAGACGCGGGCGGAAGUCUAGGGGGAGACGACUGGAUCGAGAGGGCGUGGAGCGACGAGGAGAUGACAGACGCGGGGGCGGCGAAGCAAGGCCAGGAUAAUAGCGGCGGCGGCGGGGAUAAGGAGACAGCCCGGGUCCUACUUGACGCUUUACGAGAUGAUACGAUAACGUGCGCUGUAUGA